Molecule: messenger RNA, 6693 nt
Organism: Fopius arisanus
Lineage: Eukaryota; Metazoa; Arthropoda; Insecta; Hymenoptera; Braconidae
Gene: tna
Product: zinc finger MIZ domain-containing protein 1
Exons: 5
Coding region: 868-3708 (946 amino acids)
Biological process (GO): protein sumoylation; regulation of transcription by RNA polymerase II
Cellular component (GO): chromatin
Molecular function (GO): zinc ion binding; SUMO ligase activity
Source: RefSeq, a predicted model, not a curated record
GGCAUACAACCAGCCGCCCGUUGGCUUCAACAACCUCUCACCAGACAGUAUUACUUUCAACCGUUUAGCGCGCACGCCGGGUCGAGGAGACACCGCAGGAGAAUAUAAUGCUCACCCGGAUAUUUUAGAGUUUUUUUUUCAUUUCUCCUUCCUGGACUGAAUUUAUCCUUGGAGAAGUAUUGUUCUUCUCAUUUUGUUGGUGGAUGAGAAAUUUGUUUUUGUUUUUAUUAUUUUUUUUUCCAUUUGAGGACCUCGUUUAGGAGGUUGAUUGGAGCUGGAUAUUGGAGGGAGAUUUCAAGAGGGAAAUUGACAGAUGUUUUGAGGAUUUUCGUUGAGGAAUUGUUGGAGUUCUGUACUACCUCGUGAUUCAGGUGUCAAGCCUCUGGAGUUAUUGACUAUUCGAUGAGGCCUGUGAUUUUUCUAAUUUUUUAAUGGGAUAUUAAUUUGACGUUUCCAUUCCGAGUGGUGUUCCGAGGUGCAGUUUGUCAGUGGGAACUUGGAUUUUGUGUACUUUAUACUGAGGACUGUUGUGAAUAGUGGGCUUGCAGUUCAUUGACAAAUUGAUUUUUGUUAAACUUGUGCACGUGAGCGAUGCAGUGACAGGAAUUGAUUUUCCUGAUAAAUUUUUUUUUCUCUGUUGUGUUUUUGUGUUGAGUGAAAACGAGUACACCACUAUUUUGGAUUAUAUACGGUUGAUAUUCAACGUGCGUGCAUUGAAAAGGAGAAAAGUCACAAGGAUAAUAACCCAGUAAUUUACGUGCCUCAGAUAUUCUAAAAGAGGUGGAAGAAGAAUAAUCAUCAUCCGGGGUGUCUCGAGGAGUGCCACCCCACGGUGGGGGUGGUGUUUGAGAGUUUAGUGCCGCGGCAAUGGUGGCAGCUGCCACCGCAACGGCCACCGCCACUGCCUGCGUGGUGGCCAUGCAGGACCGCCAGGAUAUCCCGUCCCAAUUCAACCAGAGUCAGCAUGGAAUGCCCCACAACUCUUACAACACGGGUUACCCUCAGCGUGGCCCAAUGGCCGGAAUGGGACCAGUGGGAAUGAACAACUUUUCGGGAAUGACUUCUAUGGGUCCAGUGCACUCAAUGAACUCCCUAAAUUCCAUGAAUACCAUGAACCCAAUGAAUCCAAUGUCAAUGGCACAAAUGAAUUCCAUGAACUCGAUGAACUCGAUGUCACCAAUGUCUCAAAUGAACAACAUGGCAAACGUAGGUAAUAGCAUGUCAAUGAAUACGAUGAUGUCGAACAGCAACAUGCCAAUGUCAAAAAUGGGAAUGCAGCAGUCACAGCAGGCAUACCCAAGAAGACUGGCGCCCUAUCCGAGCCCAGGAAUGCACAUGGUGCAGAAACGCCAGCAGGCGCCGUACGCACCUCCAACGCAGCCCCAGCACAUGCAGCAGGGCAACUUCACCAACAUGGCUAAUCAGUACCCAACAAAUUAUCCAGCUCGCGCCAACUUUCAUCCCCAGUACCAGCCGGUUCAGGGUAUGAGUCCUACCUUUCCCAACGCCAUGAUAAGAGGCACCAACAUGAGGCAGACAGCUCCAUCGUACGGUGCCCAGGGUGCCCCCCAGUCAAGUCAGUAUUACGGUGCAACCACCAACAGCCAGCACAACCAAGUGCCCAUGGGUACAAAUCCAGUGACCCAUCAAGGGGGUCAGUUUGUUGGUCACACCAACAAUCCAAGCCAUCCCAAUCAUCCUGGUCAUCCAGGUCACCCUACCCAUCCCUCCCACCAGACCCAUCAGCCCCAUCAGUCUCAUCAGUCCCACCAAUCCCAUCAGUCCCACCAACCCCAUCAACCCCACCAGCCCCAUCAGCCCCAUCAGCCCCAUCAGACACAUCAGACACACCAGACACACCAGACCCAUCAAAACCAUCCCAAUCAUCCCUCCCAUCCGGGCUACCCCACUAACACAAAUUCCUACCCACCAACAGCCCAGUACCAACAAGAAGUAUCACCCAUGCGAAAUCCUCCAAACGUACCGAACGUAUCCUACCAACACAGUCCAAUACCGGGCAAUCCAACUCCACCUCUCACUCCCGCAACAUCAAUGGCCCCGUACAUAAGCCCAAAUCCCGACAUAAAACCCAACUUCAGUGAGCUGAAGCCGAAUUUCGAUAUGAAGCCAACGUUCUCCGACAUAAAAUCACCAGUUCCAAUUCAGAAGGACGACGAAUUGAGACUAACAUUCCCAGUGAGAGAUGGCAUAAUUCUUCCCCCUUUUCGUCUCCAGCACAAUUUAGCUGUGAGCAAUCACGCAUUCCAGCUGAAACCAACGGUGUAUCAGACACUGAUGUGGAGACAGGAUUUGGAGUUGCAGUUGAAAUGCUUUCAUCACGAGGACAGGCAGAUGAAUACCAAUUGGCCAGCUAGUGUCCAGGUAUCAGUUAAUGCAACACCACAGGGAAUAGACAGGGGUGAGAACAAGUCAUCGCACAAGCCACUUUACCUCAAGGAUGUGUGUCAGAAUGGCAGGAAUACGAUACAGAUAACAGUAUCGGCUUGCUGUUGCUCGCAUCUAUUUGUCCUUCAGCUGGUCCACAGACCGACAGUGAGGAGUGUAUUGCAGGGUACCCUGAAGAAAAGAUUGCUCACUGCUGAGCAGUGCAUAGCCAAUAUCAAGCAGAAUUUCAACAGUUCGAUGGGAAAUGGUGGAAUUAAGAGUGAGAAUGAUGUUGUUGAGCAGACGGCGCUGAAGAUAUCACUAAAGUGUCCGAUAACGUUUAAGAGAAUUACGUUGCCCGCUAGGGGCCAUGACUGCAAGCAUCCACAGUGCUUCGAUCUUGAGAGUUAUCUACAGCUAAACUGUGAGAGGGGUGCAUGGAGGUGUCCUGUUUGCUCAAAACCGGCGGUACUUGAGGCACUCGAGGUUGAUCAGUAUAUCUGGGGAAUUCUUCACUCCACAGCUAGUACACCUGAUAUCGACGAGGUGACGAUAGACUCAGCGGCCAAUUGGAGACCUGCUAAGAGCCACUCGAGUAUCAAGAGCGAGGAGGAGAGUGACUGUAAAAGGCUCAUCAAGAAGGAGGCUAUGUCACCUGGAAGCAUGAGUAUGCCAACCAUGAACAAUUGGGAGAUGAAUCAGGCUAUGAGCCCUUACAUGCCACCUGAUAUGAAUAGUAUCGUUAGUGGAUCUAUGAUGAAUAAUUCAACCACUGGCUACAGAAGUAGCAGCAUCAAUCACAGAAAUUCAUCGGGGGGAAGCUAUGAUGUCACUAAUGGGGGCAACUUGGGGAGCGACUACUCGAAUGGGGCUGGACCUCUCACGCAUCUCAGUGAUUCUGUGAAUUCCCUCGAUCCGCUGAAUGCUAUGGAGAAGAGUCUCAAUGAUCAGAUGCCACAUACGCCUCAUACGCCUCACACACCCCACACACCGUAUACACCUGGAGGUGGAAAUAGUGGACCUCCUAGUGUACCACCUGCCUCCCAGGAAUCGACGAAUCAUAAUACCUCUGGGAAUGGUAGUGCAAAUAUCAGUGGGAAUGAUACGACGGAAAUUCCCUCUGAUCUAAAUUUCGAUCCAGCGGCGGUUAUCGACGGCGAGGGAACGGGGCAAGAAGCACUGAACUUAUUGCCAGAUAACGUCGUGGAUCCUAUGGAGCUUCUAUCAUAUCUGGACCCUCCUGAUCUCAACACUCCUCCAAGCAGUGGAGCAAGCAGUGGUCAUCCCUCCUCCAAUGACGAUAUCCUGGCGUUCUUCGAAUGAACUUAAAAUAAAAUAUCGCAGACCAUAAAAUGAACGAACGUCUCCUUUUCAAAUGAAUAAUCAAAUUAAAAAAAAAACAGACUCAAGUCGUUGAAAAAAAUGACAUCAAGUCAGUCUUCGCAGUUGACUAUAACAAAUGAUCAACAUUUGUUGUGAAGAUUAUGACGGAAUUGUGGAGUCACGUGGGUGCUCUCACCUAAACCAAUGGUACAAAACACUUUUUAGCUCUAAUUGUAAUAUUCCUAUGGACAAUGCUAGGGCAUACUAGGUUUACAAUUACCUACUUAUUAUAUUGAAAGGGUAAAAUGCUGCAGUUACAGUUUUAAAUAUGAUCUGGCUGUGGCUGUGAGUUGGUCUUCAAUCAAUAAAUUUGAGAAGAAAAAUAAAACCACGAUAAAAUGGACCAGAUUUCACAAUUAACGAAAUAACUGCUUCACAAAUGCACAAAUGCAACGUUUAAACAGUGAAAUAAUGAUUAAGGGCCUUCAAUUGGUCUUUAAUGUGCGGUCUACUGUCGGCCCACGUUGGCUGAUUCUUAUUACUUGUACAGAAUUUUAUUCUAAUUAUUAUUUUUCUUUUCUAAUUUCUUUUUGUAAAUAAUCUCGAUAGACUUAAGGAUACUCAACCAUUGUAAACCUGCUUAUUGAUGGAUAAUAGCGCAUACAGUGUUCCUUUUAUUUAGGGAGAAAUUGUUUUUUUUUUCUGACGAGGUUAUAUAUCAUUAUAUACUAUAGCGUGCGACCCGUAAACCAAAAUCGAAUGUAUGAGAUUCUUCCAAAAUUUUUUCAUCUCACUUUCUGGGGUGAAGUGGAGAUUUGAUAAAUCUUUACGGUGAAGUAUUGCAAGGGAAAAUGUUUCCUCAUUAUUCGACUUGAAGUCGAUAAUGUGGCAUUAUUUCACCACCACUUUGCCAGAGUAUCGUCGAUUUUUAUUUUGAGAUUUUUAUUUAUCUGAUAGAUGCAAUCAACGAGUCAAUUGUAAUACUUCCUCAUAAUUUCGUUCUAAAACCUCACGAAGUCGCCGAAGCAGAAUCAACUUCUGAUGCAAAUGUAGGGAAUAAUCUUGUUUUUUUUUUUUUGGGAGGAAAUAAAGUUGGUUGGGAACAGCAGUGGAAAUUACGAUUAAACCAAAUGAAUGCGCACCUGAAUAAUAUUGAGUCAAGUUUCAUUGGGUCGGAAAGAUUGACUUGAUUCAUGUUUUAUUGUGGCUGAUGGAGUUGAGGCGAGUACGGAGGAACUUGAGGCUGAAAUGUAAGAAUAGAUUUGAUUCGAGAAUCGAAGAUAUUUGGAUGACCUGUGUAAAUAAAUGGAAUCAAGUUGAUAAUCAAUUGACUCAAGCUUCUCUGGACAUGCAGAAUACAGAAUCAAGUGUUGAUUUUUCAAUUUCAACAGCACAUGAGCAAUAAAAAUGUUGAGUCAUGUCGAUAUUUGGGUGCGUGACAAGUUAACUGCCAGUUUGUGAGGCACAACGAGCCCCUGCUUAUCUCCUUAUCACCUUUGUAUCUUUUUUGUGAUUGAAAAAGGUGAAAUGAAGGAAUAGACAACAAAACAAGAGAAAAUAUACUUAAAGUGAUUCAUGUAGAUUAUACAAAUUUUAUAUAUUAAACAAAUGGAGAGAUUGACGUUGAAAAAUGUGUUGAGUGAAGCAACAAAGUAAGAAAAAUGUAUUUAUAUUCCGAUGAGUUUACGUGAGCCAGUGCACAACGCAGAGAGAACAGUAAAAAAUGAAUUAUUCGGUCAAGUUUCUAUUUAUAAUUAUUACGUAUAAUUGCGAUUAAAAGUUUUAUUAUUACGUAAUUAUUAAUCGUAAAAGAAUUAUUGUAUAUUAUUUGUAAAUAUGACAAAACGUGGAAAAAAGUCGAAAAGUGGAAAAAACAAAAAUGGAGAUAGAUUAAUAAUAUAAGAAAAAAAUAAAUAAAGUGGCAGAUACUUAUUGGCCAGUUAUAAACAGUAAACAAUGGAAUAAUAAUUAAUUAAAGAAAGAAAUAAAAAAAAAUGAAUGAAAAUCUUAAUUAUUUCACAGAACCAAAACAUACAGGUGAUGUAUGAGAAUAACUUAUCCUUACUAGAUCAUGAAGAGGGGAAAAAAAGGAUGUGUACAUGUGAGACGAUUUGGUACAGCCAAUAAUACUGUAGCAAAUUGAUAAUGAGAGUACUAUUACCUAUAUUAAAGACCUAAACUACCUAAAAUGAAGUUUAUGCAAACUGUAAGCUUUACUUAAGUGAAUUCGCCAAGAAAAAUGAAAUCGUAGCAUAACGCAACUGUAGAUGCAGUUUGCGGAAUGUACAUAGGCAAUAACUACCCAAUUAUACCUACCUAAUAUUAUUCUAAAGUAUCACGUUAACAAUGACGUAUGACUUUUUCUCAUUUUUAUUUUGAUUUGGGUCUACAGUUGUCGAUAAAUAUCUGGGGAAUUCAAAAUUUCGAAUAAAGUGGAAUAAUUCACGAAUUAAUCUGGAAAAAUUUUUUAUUUUUAUCGAAUUAAAAAAAAUAUAUAAAAUUGGGAUUAUUUUUUUCGAUGGCUCUGGUAAGAAUGAAGUAAUCGGAAAAUUGCAGUUCAGGCUUUGAGAUGAUUGAUUAGGAAUUAGAGAUAUCUGUAGACUCAAGUCGUAGAACUAUAUCACCUCUGACGAUUGUUGGAUGGCCUAUGAUUUGAAGUUAUUCUGCACCAAUUGUGUCCCCAAUUGAAACGACAAUUUAGUUGUAGGUUUGACACUGAGGCGAGUAAAAGACAGCAAACAAAAAAAAAUGUUUGUCUAGUGUAUAUGAAAAUUCCUGGAAGCUCGCCUCGUGUGAGAAACAUGUACGCAUAAAUGAAAAGAGAACACAAUAAUGUUAUUGGUUACAUUCACCUGAAAAAUUUUAAUACACAAAAAUGCAGAUGAUGAUUUAUAAUAAUUGUGAACAGAAAUGAGAGAGAAGAAAGUGUUUCCCGAUAACGAUUAGAAACAUUCAAUAAAAAAAAUACGUAAAUAAUUAAAUAUA